Molecule: messenger RNA, 942 nt
Organism: Aspergillus bombycis
Lineage: Eukaryota; Fungi; Ascomycota; Eurotiomycetes; Eurotiales; Aspergillaceae
Product: Dyp-type peroxidase
Exons: 1
Coding region: 1-942 (313 amino acids)
Cellular component (GO): cytosol
Molecular function (GO): peroxidase activity; heme binding
Source: RefSeq, a predicted model, not a curated record
AUGAGCAGUCGCACCCCAAUCGAACCCCAACGCGUCGACGCACCGUUGACCCAAUCUGCAACCUUCCUGGUCGUGUCCGUGAAGGACGACUCGGAGGCCAUUCAGACGGUCCGCUCGACUCUCGCUAGCGUCGAUGACCUCUCCAAGAACGUUUCUAUUCGCGACCUCGCUGCCCAAUUCGCAUGUACCGUCGGAAUCGGCAGCAACGUCUGGGAUCGCCUUACCGGUCUUCCUCGCCCGGCCGAGCUGCACCCAUUCCGUGAGAUAAAGGGCGAAAAACACACCGCAGUGUCCACCCCCGGCGACCUGCUUUUCCACAUCCGCUCGGAUCGUCGUGACCUAUGCUUCGAGUUCGAGCGCCAAUUGAUGGACCUCCUCGGCGACUCCGUUACGGUUGUCGAUCAGACGGUCGGAUUCCGUUAUUUCGACGUGCGCGACUUGCUUGGGUUUGUCGACGGCACAGCAAACCCAACCGGCCCAUCAGUUUCCGAUACACUCCUUGUCGCCGAAGAAGAUACCUCCGCUACUGGAGGAAGCUACAUCGUGGUGCAGAAGUACGUGCACGACCUGCAAGCAUGGAAGUCUCUCUCCUCCGAGAAGCAGGAAGCAAUCAUCGGCCGCACCAAGUGGGAGAACAUCGAGUUGGAUGAUGCGGAUGAAGGUAAACAACAGUCACACAAAUCGCUCGCGACCAUCGAGGAGAAUGGAGAGGAACAUGAAAUUCUGCGCGACAAUAUGCCUUUCGGAAACCCUAGCUCGGGCGAGUUUGGAACAUAUUUUAUCGGAUACACGCGCCGCUUGUGGGUCAUUGAGAGGAUGCUAGAGCGCAUGUUCAUCGGCAACCCUCCUGGAUUACACGAUCGCUUGCUCGAUUUCUCGACGCCCCUGACCGGAGUGACCUUUUAUGCACCGCCAGCCAGCGUCCUGGCUGACUUGGAGUGA